This is a messenger RNA of Melospiza melodia melodia, 2951 nucleotides long. It is a transcript of the gene SSX2IP, whose product is annotated as SSX family member 2 interacting protein. The transcript is spliced from 15 exons. Bases 286 to 2025 code for a protein of 579 amino acids. Gene Ontology annotation, biological process: intraciliary transport involved in cilium assembly. Lineage: Eukaryota; Metazoa; Chordata; Aves; Passeriformes; Passerellidae. Gene Ontology annotation, cellular component: centriolar satellite; ciliary basal body. The record is from RefSeq and is a predicted model, not a curated record.
UCCGGCUGAUCCCCGGGACGCGGGAGAGCCGCGGCGGGGCUGGGGCUGGGGCUGCCGGCGCUCCCGGCGCUGUAAGGCCCAGCGUUUGCUAUCUCUGUGAGGCUACAAGCGGCUGAUGCUCGGAGGUGUGUUGGAUGAUUCCUUUUUCCAGAGCACUGUGGCUGACUGGUUAGUGUUCCUUGCUUCCACAGAAGGAGAUGCCUACGUAACACACAUUGCCAGCAAUUGUACUGAAUACUUUGCUGCUGAACCAGUUGCUCAGGUACCCAGCCUGUCUCUGUUGCUAUGGGAGAUUGGAGGACUGUUACUGUGCCGCUGCUGUCGUCAGAUAGCAAAAAUAUAUUUCCAUAUACCUCAGAAAGGAAAUCUCCUGCAAGCAUGAGCUCAGAAGUGCUACGCUUGUCACUGCCUUCAGCCAAAAGCAUGCACAGCUUUUUCAGUGCCUUCUGCACAGAAGAGAAUAUUGAACAGAGUAUAUCCUAUAUUGAUAGGGAAUUAACAACGAUGGGGUUUCCCUCUAUUUAUGCGGAGUCCAAAGGAAAAGAAUUAGAUUUAGUGUCUAUGGUCAAUUGUAUGAAUGAAUUGCUUGUACUGCAGCACAAGAACCUCCGAGCUCAGGAAGAAAUAGAAAUACAGCAUCUCAAACUGGGGAGUGAUAUGGAUCACUUGCAGAACUGCUAUACUAAGUUAAAGGAACAGUUGGAAUUAUCUAAAAGGGAAAUAGUUGGGCUUCAGGAAAGAGACAGACAACUGCAAAGCAAGAACAGAAAUUUGCACCAGUUACUUAAAAAUGAAAAGGAUGAAGUUCAGAAGUUACAGAAUGUAAUUUCAAGUAGAGCUACACAAUACAAUCAUGAUAUGAAGAGGAAAGAGAGAGAAUAUAACAAAUUAAAGGAGCGCUUACAUCAGUUAGUCAUGAAUAAAAAGGAUAAAAAGUUAGCUAUGGAAGUUCUAAAUUAUGUUGGUAGAGCUGAUGGGAAGAGAGGUGCAUGGAGGACUGAUAAGACAGAAGCCAGAAACGAGGAAGAAAUGUACAAAGUUCUGUUAAGUGAUUAUGAACAACGCCAAAAACAGCUUUUACUGGAAAAUACUGAGCUAAAGAAAGUUCUUCAGCAAAUGAAGAAAGAUAUUAUUUCACUACUUCCACCACAGAAACAAAAACCUAAAGAGAGAUCUGAAGAUGGGCCGGUGCUGUCAGACCAGGAGGAAGAUAUUGGAGAAUUAAACAAAGAGAAUAUGUGGGAAUUAUCUUGUGAAACUGUGCGAGAGCAGCUUACCAACAGCAUUAGAAAGCAGUGGCGAAUGUUGAAAAAUCACGUUGAAAAGCUGGAUAACCAAGUGUCACGUGGACAUUCCGGAGCUUUGAAUGAAAAAGAUGUAAUUUCAAGAGAAGACCAUGAGCUAGAAACUGGAAAGUUAGAGUUAGAGAUUCAGCAAUGUAAAGAAAUGAUCAGAACUCAGCAACAGCUCUUACAGCAACAGCUUACCUGUGAUGAUGACACCACUCUGUUACUACAAGACUGCUAUUUGUUGGAAGAAAGAGAGCGUCUCCAGGAAGAAUGGAGGCUGUUUCGAGAGCAAAAAAGGAAUUUUGAGAAAGAACGGAAAAGUUUUACAGAAGCUGCUAUUAGAUUAGGACUUGAGAGAAAGGCAUUUGAAGAAGAUAGAGGAGCAUGGCUGAAGCACCAGUUCUUAACUAUGACUGCUGAUUGCAAGUCUGAAAAUUCAGCAACUCCAAGUGCCUUCUUAAGAAGUGCUGACACAGACCUUCGUUUAGUGAGAUCUGCAUCUCAGCAAAAGAGACCUCCCUCUGUGUUGAGUACUACUACUUCACCAGAGCCUUGCCAGAUAUCCCAGUACAUUACCCAAAACAGUGUUGCAUCAGAAAAACCUGCUGCAGAUUACUUGCCAAAUCUGUGGGUGGGAAGUGAUGGCAAAGAAGAAACUGAAGAAUGCACAAAGACAUGGGAAGACUCUGGACUCGACACUCUAUGUAGAAACUUGCACAUGGAACAGCUGCCUUAGACUUCUAGGGUUGCCUGCUGGGAUUUUUGUUAGAGACUUGUUCAUAAACUUAUCAUUCUAAAUGAAACAGAAUGCUGUGAGUUUGAUCAUUCUUCUGGAGGAUUAUGUGGUGAUCUGAAUCGUGGUGUGUUUCUAUGUGUGUGCACAUGGCUUUUAUUUUUUAGAUAAUUUUUUGCCUCUUUCUUGCAAGUCUUGAAAGAAAAUUUAAGAAUAUAUAAAAGCUUUGAUAUUUUUCUAGUAACGGAAGCUCUAAUUCUGUGAAUAAAGCAAUGGUCUGAAACUUUGACUGUAAUGAAAUACUGGAUCUUAAUGUUACCUUUCAUCACAGGCAGAGAUAGCACUUUUAGAAAUUGUUUAAUUAUUGGAAACAUUCAUUUAAGUCUCAAGUGUAACUGGCAUUAAAUCCUUUUUUGCCUCAACUUGAAUGUACAGUAUACUGUAGAUUUUUAACAAAACAGGUUCUAUAUUUAUUGUGUGAUUUGAAAAUACCUCUUUGAUAUCUCAAUGAUUUAAAGUGCAAAUCUUUAUAUAUGUGUAAAUAGAACAAGUGGUCAUGCUGAGAAACCAUGAAAUGAAACACAUGCAUACAUAAAUAUUAUUUUACAUGGCAUUUUAAAUUGUUUUCUAGUGAUACUCAGUUUACAGAUCCAUUAGGACUUUCAGUGGUUCAGUCAGGAACCAAAGUAUUUCAAAUGUGAACAAUAAACGUGAAAUUCUAUUCUAAAAAACCCUGGUUCUAUGAUUUGUGUGCAGUAAACUUUUAAGCUACCAUGGUUAUAGGGCUAUAUACAAUGUAUACAAAUCUGGUGCUGGUUUUGUAUUUUGUUUGGUUUUUUGUUUUAAUUGACUCCAGAAUGUUAUUUUUUGUGUAGCCUUGGGGAAGUCUCUUGUUUAUAAUGUAAUAAAAAUAGCCAAGUUAGAGGUAA